Molecule: messenger RNA, 1881 nt
Organism: Diaporthe amygdali
Lineage: Eukaryota; Fungi; Ascomycota; Sordariomycetes; Diaporthales; Diaporthaceae
Product: amidase
Exons: 4
Coding region: 1-1881 (626 amino acids)
Source: RefSeq, a predicted model, not a curated record
AUGGCCGGCAAUGCAGGUUCAGUCGCCGUGGUCUUGGCUCUUUUUGCCACGUCAAUUCUAGCGACAGUACCGCAACCUCUCACAUUCACUCACCGCGGGGCCGCAUCCGUGUUGCCGUUGCUGCUUGAUGCGACUCUGACAGAUCUUUCUCUCGGGCUUGAAAGCGGCGCAUUCACCAGUGCGGAUCUCGUUCAAGCUUACGUCGCCCGGAUCGAGGAAACAAAUCACCGCCUGCAUGCCGUCACAGAAAUUAACCCUGAUGCUCUCAGUAUCGCCGUAUCCCUCGAUAUAGCCCGACAAAAUGGAGAUGUCCUCGGUCCCUUGCACGGGAUACCCGUCCUUAUCAAGAACAACAUCGCCACGGCAGACAAAAUGAACACCACCGCCGGAUCGUAUGCACUCCUAGGCGCAACAGUACCGUAUGAUAGUACUGUUGCUGCAAAGCUCCGUGAAGCAGGUGUAAUCAUCCUAGGAAAGUCCAACUUGAGCCAGUGGUCAGAGGCAAGGAGUCAAAAUUCGAGCAGUGGAUGGUCUGCGCAUGGUGGGCAGACUGAAGCUGCUUACUAUCCGGGUCAGGAUCCUUGCGGAUCUUCAGCGGGAAGUGGCGUCGCAACUUCUCUUGGGUUAGCGUGGGCCACACUGGGUACGGAGACUGCGGGUUCGAUACAGUGCCCGGCCUGCUUCAACAAUGUCGUUGGAAUCAAGCCCACUGUGGGACUCACCUCGCGACAUCUUGUGAUCCCGAUUUCCGAACACCAAGAUACCGUGGGACCACUGGCGCGGACCGUGAAGGACGCAGCUUUUCUACUCAGUGCUAUUGUGGGCAAGGACACUUUGGACAAUUACACCUCUGCUAUUCCUUUUGGUACCAAUGGGUUCCCCGAUUACGUUUCGGCAUGCCAGCUCGCGGCUCUCAAAGGCAAGCGCAUUGGGGUCACUCGCGGGCUCAUCGACUUCUCCGAGUUUGGCAUACCUGAAGCAGUCGCCGAGCCCCUGAUAGCCGCCUUCAACGAUUCUCUGGCCGUCAUUCGCUCCGCUGGUGCAGAAGUUAUCGACGACAUUUUCCUUCCCGGCUGGAAAUCAUAUGUGGAGGGCCAAUACAUGUCGAGCGUCCUUCGUGCGGACCUUCUCACAGACAUCGCGAGAUAUCUCUCUCACCUUGAUUCAAACCCAAAUAAUAUCUCCUCACUGCAGGAUGUCUGGAACUUCACUCGUCAUUUUCCAGAGGAGGAGUACCCAGCCCGCGACACCUACGUAUUUGAUCUUGCACUUGAGAGCGGCUUGAACAACACCCAUCCUGACGUUUGGUUUAACCGUACAUACGGUAUGCAAUUGAUCGGAAACCUGGGAAUUCUAGGCGCGAUGAAGAACCACUCGCUGGAUGCCAUUGUGCUGCCCACAUAUUUCGCGGAGUACCCACCAGCAAUGCUGGGUACUCCAGCGGUGACUGUUCCAAUGUGCCGGUAUCCGGACGACAUGCCGAUCAUAAAGAAUAAUUUUGGUAAUCUUGUCGAGAUUGGGCCAAACGUGCCUUUCGGCAUCAGCUUCUUAGGGGAGAGUUUCUCCGAAGAGAAGCUCAUAGGCAUGGCGUACGCAUUCGAACAAAGGACGAUGGUCAGACAAAAGGUCCGUCCGUACAUGUACCCUAAAUCGGAAAUCAGGGAUUUCGUCCACGCCACUGUGGAAUCGGAUGAGUUGGAAGCUGAGAGGCGGGGUCGACAUGCAUUACAGCCUGUCAUUGCGUCACACAGUGGCCUGUAUGGCAAUAUGAAGGUCGCGAAGAUCAUCAGCCAAGGAAAACAGUUGAACGAGUCAUAUAGGGCUGAAGUGGAUAUUGUCAAGCCCAAUCGGGCGGACGACCCAGCAUUAUGGACAUCUUGA